Messenger RNA from Closterium sp. NIES-67, 1606 nucleotides. Lineage: Eukaryota; Viridiplantae; Streptophyta; Zygnematophyceae; Desmidiales; Closteriaceae. The record is from the annotation of a GenBank genome assembly.
GCUGCAGUCAACUUUCUCCGCCGUAACGCUGCUGAAGGAUCAUCCCAGGACAAUGCUGGUAGCUUGACUACCCAUCUGGACGUGACGUAGUACUGUACUUGACAAUGCAGUGGUAGCUUGACUACCCAUCUGGACGCGACGUAGUACUGAACUUGACAACGCAGUGGUAGCUUUCGCGUCCCACCGACUACGUGUGCCUGUACGCUCAGUCCCCUCGCCAAAGGCUCAGGGCUCAGGACGCAGCGUAGCGUUUCGAACACCACCUGAGAGGUGUUAGUAACGAGAUGCUCUUAUAACGAUGUUUUUACCCCGUCGGGCAAACCGGCAACUUCUCCUCCUGCUCGUUUUCCUCUCCCUUGCAGCAACCCGCCUUGCUGCCGCAUCUGACGAGGACUCCCCUCCACCACACGAUUCACCGUCAUCAGAAGUAUCAACGGCCACUGUUUCCGAACCUGAUCCGAAGCCCGAUGCUGGGUCCGACUCCAAACCUGAUCCCGAGCCUGAUACCAGAUCUGACACCGAGCCAGCCAACGAACCUGCCAGCAAGCCGGCCACCGAGCCUGCCUCAGCAGACAAUGCGUCAAGCUGUCCAUCAAGCGUCCUCCGGCCGUGGGUGUGCGCCUGCAAUUCCUCUCUGAACCCAUCGCCCUCCCCACCACCCGAGGACUCCAUGCCCGCUAUAGACAUCUCCUUUAAGGGCGAAUUCGGGUAUGAGCUGAUCGCAGUGCUUCCCCACGCCUACUGGCAUUUACUGAACGGCACGCUCCGAUCGACCAAGUCAUGUGGCUCCUCCCUCUCCCUCCUCUACUACUUCAGCCCCGCCCAUGCCACUGACCCCAACUGCAAACGCUCAAACGACCACAAUCACGUGAUUAAAGAGUAUGGUUUCUCCAAGGGCCUUCAUUUUAGUGACAUUCCGGAGAACUGGCACCCCCCUCCGCUAGUGUACCGGACUCGGGAGCUUGGACGGGUGUGGCUGGAUGUGCCUAUAGGGGCGCCGCUUGUUAUGAUAAGCAACAAGUAUGAGAUUGAGUGGGCUGAACCUCCUGCCAAUUUCAUCGACGUGCCAACCCUCCUUACAGUCAUUCACGAGUUUCUCAAUAAGGGGUAUUAUGUGGUGUAUAACCGGCCUGGGAAGUCAAUCAAGGCGGACCCAGAGCAAGGAGACAGGGACGACUUGGGGGAUCACCCGAGGCUGGCUGAGGAGUUUGGGUCAGAGGCUCGUUUCCGAACCAUGCAGCAGAUCCACGAGGUUUGGCCGAGCCUGGAUUUCAACGAGGUUCAGUUUAGAAUGAUGGCUAGAAGCUCUUGCUUUGUCAGUGUACAGGGGGGUAGUUCUGUGCUGUCGAGUUACUGGGGCGGGAAGAAUGUUAUAUUUUAUCGGAAAGGGUGGGAGGGACAAGGAGGAGCUUAUGAGAGGAUUUAUCAUAGGAUGUCUGGGGCAAAGAUAGAGGUGACUAAAACGUAUGAAGUGCUUCUGGAGAGAUUGCAGGAGAUGAUUAGAGAAGAGCGGUGUAAAGCUGUGUGACAUGUGUGGACAUAUAAUUUGUAUAUGUAAUAGGCUAGCUAGGUGCAUGCUUAUAUAGGUAAUAUCCCCUUGUACCAC